Molecule: messenger RNA, 6716 nt
Organism: Capsicum annuum
Lineage: Eukaryota; Viridiplantae; Streptophyta; Magnoliopsida; Solanales; Solanaceae
Exons: 16
Coding region: 3970-6600 (876 amino acids)
Biological process (GO): transcription initiation at RNA polymerase III promoter
Cellular component (GO): transcription factor TFIIIC complex
Molecular function (GO): histone acetyltransferase activity; protein binding
Source: RefSeq, a predicted model, not a curated record
UAGUCCCAUUUAAAAACAAAAACAAAAAAAAAAAAAUGUGUUUGACUUAAUUUUUUGUAAGAAGUGUUUUGAGAAACAAAUAGCGCGAAAGGACAUGUAUCAAUGUAUCGAUGUUUGGGGCAAAAGGGUUAAUUUAUUCAUGUGGGUAUAAUAGUCUGUUGGGUCAUGUUUACGAAAUUGGCUAUUUUGUGUAUGACCAAUAAAUUUAGAAAACACUUUUGAUCAACAUUAGUGUUUGAUCAAGCUUUUUAAACGUAUUUUGAAGGUACUUUUCUCAAAAUUGUUUUGGGAAAAAGUUACUUUUCUUUUAGCUUUUGAAAAGCGGAAAUAUCUAGGAACACUUAUUUUCUCUCAAAAGUUUGGCCAAACACUUUGGAAUAAGUGUUCUUUUGAAAAAAUAAACACUUUUGGCCUCCCAAAAGCUUACCAAAUAGGCUAUAAGUUAUUAAAUUGGAUGAACGAGUAAUUUAAUCGAAAUCAAAUAAAAUUUUGGAUAAUUUCGAGAAAUUCCUUGGAUUGAGGGGUAAUUUUAGCUAGUGUUUGGCCAUAGAUUUUCAAUAUUUUUGGAAAGUUAGAUUUAAGUGAAGUUUGAAUUGAAGUUUCACCAUAUGUUUGGCCAACGGAUUUUGGGAAACAUUUUUCGCUCUUUUUUUGAAACAAAUAUGAAACAUGAUUUAUAUCCUAAGUUUUAAAAACUAUUAAAAAUACCUACAAGUUUGACACAAUAAUCAAUUUUAUGAUGAACUGAAUAAUACAUUAUACAAAAAUUAUAACACAAUAUUUUAGAGCUAUUGAAUAUUCCCUAGCAGAUAUGGCUUGUCGAUCUUACAAGAGAUAUUUGUAUCUGUUGAAGAGAUAUACUAAGUAUGUCAAGUGAUCACUGAUUAUGUCAAGUGAUCAUUGAUUAAUACCCAAAUCAUGUUUAUCCUGGGAAUAUGGCCUAAUAGAAGCCUUACAUUUACUAUUACUCAGAAUCAAGGUAGAUUUUAAUUUUUACACAAUCUCAAUAAUGGUAUCAUGAAGUGAAUAUGAAAGAUGUCAAGGUUUGGGAAAGGUAUUGUAUGUCCCAUAAAAUAUAUCUUGUGUACAUGGCUGAGUUUCUUUUGUUCUAUUACGUUGAACAUUGAAAUUAGAUAAAAAAAAUCUUGAAGGUUUGGAAUCAUUUUGAUCGCCUUUUCAAUAUGAGAUCCUUCCAAACGGAUUUCAUUCAUCCUCGGUGGUUUUAGAAAUCUUGCAAGAAAUCCCAAGUUGGCUAUGCCACUUCUGUGCUUACUUUUUAUUGUGAAUGACCACAUUUUCCCGUUCUUCUAUAAGCAUAUAUAUAUAUAUAUAUAUAUAUAUAUAUAUACCAGUGAGUAGGAUUUGACAAUGAGUUUUAGUCGGUGAUUGAAAAACUUUCCUUUAUUGAUCUUGAUUCACGUACAAAUUCUAAAACUAUGUACCCAGCUAAAUCGGAGAGCUAGAUAGUUUCUAUCGAGAUCGUGAUGGAUGAACAUAGCUUACGAUCACCGGCUUUGAUCAUGCAACUUAGCAGAUGAGGAAGAAGGACAUUACUACGUGAACAUACAACUUCUGAUAAUUUGCCAAAAGAUAAGUGGAAUUUUAUAUCUCGGACGAUGAAAGGAGAUAAGGCAAAUGGUGACAAGAGUGCAAAUGUUUGAUUAUGUGAAAGCAAAUAGUGGAGGCAUAAUAAGAGAUCAUAUUCAUGAAAAGAUGGAGGCUAAAAGUACUGAAAUCUAGAAAGAAAGAGGAAAACGCUAAAGAACAAAGAUUAUAAACUGAAACAUCUAGUUACUUCGUUUUAUCUCAUGACUUAUUCUCUGCUUUACUUUGUUCUUCUUCACUUUUCAUUGCACGUGAAAGUAUUUGUGAGAACUGUUUGACUCAAAAUGUGCCUUCAGGAUCUUCAAUGCCCCCCAAAUGAAAGGAAAUUGUGGUGAACUAAUCAAUUUUAUAGGUUGAUAUGAUAGAGUUAAAGAUUGUGUACACAGAGAAAUAGAAAAGGCAAGGUGUGAACAAUUAAUUAGAAAAGAACAAUCAACUUUGAAAAGAUAAUUAUACUUAGGAAUGACUGAUAUUGUUGUGGAUGAAGGAUACCGACAAGGAAAGAUCUUGCUUUCAAUAUCAUCUAUUGGAGAAAUCAGGUUCCAAAAUUCAAAUAUACCAAUGUUUAAUCGUGUGAAGACUAAACAAAUCGCCUAAGGAGGAAAGCUUGAAAACAAAUAUAGAAUUAAUUAUAAAUAAUGCAUUUUAACUUAUAUCAUAGGAAAAUGUUACUCUAGAUGUUAGCGUUUUAGUAUAUUUAAGUUGCAUCAUAUAACUUUAUUAAAUUUUUCCAAAUAUGUAUGCAUUAACUAUUAAGCAUAUCUAUUCAGUGAAAAAUAUGAGACACGUGCAACGCACAUGCUGAGAGACUAGUUUUAAUAAAACUACCAAUUGUACAAUUGUUAGCUAUUACAAUUUGUCAAAUAACAAUUAGUCAUGAAGAUCCAUCCAUGCAAAAGAAUGAAUAAUAACAAUGACAAUAACUAGUUAUUCUUUAAUAUAAUCUUAUUUGGUAGGUUAGAUAGAAUUAUAGUUGAAGUCAUAAUUGAUGAGAUUUUCUUAUAAAAUAUAAAAGUUUGGGGUAAGUUUUAGAAUUUUAAAAGAACCCCAAAACUAGAUUUUGGUCCAAAAAUAAUUUUUUUUCUUGAUUUUGGGAUCUUGAGAUUUUGCACAAAACUUGACAAAUUUUAUGGCCAAAUAAAUUUUGCCAAAUUUCCCCCCCAAAACUACUUGCAAUAUCUAAUGACCAAAUGACUCCUAAUUAGUUUUAUAAAGGUAGGGUAUAAUUGGCUGGAAACAGCCUCUCCACUUUCUUAAAGGAAAAUGGAAAGCCUGUGUAUACACUACCCUCCCUUGACCCCAUUUGUGAGAUUUAUGAGUUCGAAGCCUAAAGGGCAACUUGUUGAAUCAAAAAUGCCAAAACGGCAAUGGGAAUAUGGGGUAGACCAAAAGGGACAAAAUGUUCAUACCCAAACAUUUUGGUCCAAUUGUGGACUCCUAACUGUGCAGGCAAAUCAUCGGAACAAAAACGUUUCCUUAUUGUUCUUUAUUUAUUUUUUCUAAAAGUCGUUUACGGCUAAAUGAUAUGCUUAUUAUUAUUAUUUUUGAAAAUCGUUUAGAGAAGAACGAUUUGCUCUGUCGUGCUGUUUUUUUUAGAAAGAAACUUUUUACAAUAUUCAUUAAUGGCUAAAUAUCUGGAUGCUUUUUAACUCUUUUUGGAAAUUUAGAGUUUGAUGUCCACGUUUCAGAGUUUGAUGGCCACAACCAGUUGGCUUCUUAGGCCGUAACAAUCUUAAACAAAUUGAGAGUUUGAUGUAAACGUUUUUACUCUUUCUAAUUUUUUUUCGAGUUAUUUUAUUCUGUCCACAUUAAUGUUCAGUUAUUUAGUCAUUAACGAAUUUUAUAAAAAGAAAUAAAAAAGCAUGACAGAGCAAAGCUCUAAACAAUUUUCCAAAAAACAUAAGGAUAUCAUUUGGCUGUAAAUGACUUUUAGAGGAAAAAAAUAAAGAAUGAUAAGAAAAUUGUUUUUGCUCCAACUAUUUGCUUGCACAGUCCGGCCACUUCAGGGCCCACAAUUGGGGCAAAACAUUUGGGUUUGAGCGUUUUGUCCCUUUUGGUCUACUUUAAAUUUCAGUGGUCGUUUUUACAUUUUUGAUUCAAGAAGUUACCCUUUAAUAUCCUGAUUCUUUUGCUGGGUAUGUUGCUCCAGACUCUUUUAUUGGGUAUGUCGUUGUUGGUGGCCGGUUAUUUUUGACCCUUUUUCCUUUAAUCAACUGGUCAUUUGCCUUUGUGAGACCAUACACAAAACGAGAGUAGAGAGACCGGAGAAGUUCUCUAAAUUAUCAAAGAACAAGCCAUCAGAGCAUGUAACUUUAUUGGCAAAUCAAUUCCAGGAUUCACAAUUUUGGUCCCGUAAACAGAGCAAUGUCUUUGAGUUUUCAAUCUUCUAUAUUGGUGGCUUCCCCAUCUUACCCCAAUUCUGUUGCUUGGUCAGAGGAGAAUUUGGUGGCUGUAGCUUCCGGUCAUAUUGUUACCAUAUUGAAUCCAGCUAAACCAUUUGGAUCACGAGGUCUCAUUACCGUCCCUCCUGGAAAACCUUUUCCUAUUGGGUUGAUUGAUAGAAAAGAUUUACUCUCUGGCUGUAUGUUACAUAUUGCAUUGUCUCGAGACUCCUCCCCUCAAGAAAAGCUAAAUCGCGAAAAUCGACCAUGUGUCCGGUCAAUAUCCUGGUCACCAAUUGGAGUUGCUUCAAAUUCCGGUUGUUUGCUUGCAGUCUGCACUACUGAAGGACAUGUAAGGCUUUACCGGAUGCCAUUUCGUGAAUUUUCAGCAGAGUGGGUAGAGGUCAUGGAUAUAUCAAAAAUGCUGUAUAGCUAUCUCACCUCUACCAAUUUUCAGGCUGCAAGCUUUAGAGUCUCAGAAGUUGCUGAUCCCACUCAAGCUUGCUUAGAUGAAGGAGAUGAUGAUCUGCCAAUCUCUACCAUGAGAAAGGAACUUAAGCGUCGGAGACUGAACGCAACCGUGAUGGAGGUCAAAGCUUGCAGUCAGAAAGAGAAAAAUACUUCUACUGUUACUCGCUCAAAAGCAAUGUCUUCGAAGAAAGUAGUUGGAGAUGGCAGUCAAUCAUUAAUCACUGCCGAGGAAUAUGCCUCUCGCAAUGCAAUGCUGUCUUCACUCAUUGUAGCUUGGUCACCCUGUCUGCCACAGACAUCUGGUGGUGGUAUAUCUACUGCUAAUGGCUUGAUUAGUGGCUGUUCUGUACUUGCGGUUGGAGGGAAAUCUGGUGUAAUAUCAUUGUGGAGAAUGCAUAAACCAGAAAGCUACUCUAUUAUGAAUUGCCCCGACUCAGAUGAAGCAUUGCUUGUUGGACUUCUCGAGGCACACGAUACUUGGAUCACAACAAUCAGUUGGGGAUUGUUCAAUUCUGAUGCUUCAAAUCCUCUGCUUUUAUUGGCCACUGGAUGUUCCAAUGGGAGUGUGAAGAUCUGGCAUGCGUGCUGCAGAAGACUAGUAGAAUCAUCAGAACUUAGUGAUUCACCCUUUUCUCUAUUGAAGGAGGUAAAGGCCGCUGACUUUGCAAUGGCCACUAUGGUUUCCCUCACCGUGUCUGGGCAGUCACCUAACAAAAUGCUUUUAGCCAUUGGCAAGGGAUCUGGAUCAAUUGAAGUGUGGACUUGUGACAUUCUUGUUCGUAGAUUUGAGAAAGCUGGCUCCUGUGAUGCCCAUAACCAUGUUGUUACAGGUCUAGCUUGGGCUUUUGAUGGACGUUGCCUUUACAGCUGCAGCCAGGAUGACUCAACCCGCUGCUGGAUUUUACAUGAAAAUUCUCUAUGUGAAGUACCUAUUCCUUCCAAUACACCUGGCGUGGAAAGCUCUGCUGAUGUGCCAGAUGCAUUUUGUUCUUCCUUUGGUCUAGCCGUAUCUCCGGGAAAUCUGGUGAUGGCUGUGGUAAGAGCUUUUUCUACCGAGCGACUGAAUCAAAUGUAUGAGGCAAGGGCUCUGAAAGCUGCAGUAGAAUUUCUAUGGAUUGGAGGACAGCAGCUGGAGAUUUCCUCUACGGCUUGUCCAGAUUUUGACAUUAAAGUUUUCCCAGAUUUUCCUGAGAAAGAGCUAAUUAGUUGGGAGAACAAUAUAUUAUGGUCAUUAAAUCAGCAUGAACCUUUGGAUAAACCAUUGGUUGUUUGGGAUGUUGUAGCAGCACUCUUGGCCUUUAAACAGUCUAUUCCGAAAUACGUGAAACAUAUUAUACUUAAAUGGUUGAGAUCUUCUGUGGGAGUUUCUGCAAACUUGUCUGAAGCAAUUAAAUGCCUCUCAGGGAUCUCCUCACGUAAGUUGCAAGUCCUCAACAUCAUCAGCAAGCUGGUAAUCUUGAAAAAGGUGGAGACAGAUAAAGUUGAUGGGAAAUCACAGCUUUUGGAGGUCUUCGGUAGUGUGGAAGAUGAAAAAUUGGAUUGGACACAGCUUCAUUCAAAUAGUGAGAUGGAACUGAGAGAUAGGCUGGUUGGCUAUAGCUUUACUUUCUUUCUUGGUGUCGCCUCUGCUUCUGAUGGAAAGGGUAGUAAACCUGGUUACUGGGCCCCUGUUGGAACAGCACAGAUGAAGCAGUGGGUUGCACUUCAUUGUAAAGAUGUAAAGAAUCAUCUGAAGCUUCUUGCAGACGAAGUACGAUCUGUUGCGAAGAGUCAGCGUCCCUCCUUUUGUGAAUAUGUAGAGGAGGAGGAAUGUAGUUUCUGCUCAGCAUCUGUACCAUUUGAUUCUCCAGAUUCUGCCGUCUGUCAAGGGGUGAAGUGUGAUACUGGAAAUAGUCCAAGACACAAACUAUUUCGGUGUGCUGUUUCUAUGCGUAUCUGCCCACUUGUUCCGGUAUGGCAUUGCAUGUGCUGUCAGAGAUGGGCUUCAAUAUUAGCUCCUUCGCCCCUUUUCAAAAUGUCUGGAUAUCCUUCAGAUUUCAAGUCUAACACAGAUGAUGAACCUCCAAAACCUUGGUGUCCCUUAUGUGGGAUUCCUUUAAAGAGAUCACUGCCAGAAUUUCUACUCUCACCAUCCUUUGUAUAGGGUCUAGUAAAUAGAGAAGUACUUAUUAAGUUAAUAGUGUUCGUAGAAUGUAACUGAUGUAGAGGGAUCACUACUUUUUAACAAUUGCUUUGAUUAUGAUUUUUUUCUAUGUAGUC